Talaromyces proteolyticus is the source of this 1448-nucleotide messenger RNA. RefSeq names its product translational initiation factor 2 beta. Gene Ontology annotation, cellular component: eukaryotic translation initiation factor 2 complex. Gene Ontology annotation, biological process: formation of translation preinitiation complex; formation of cytoplasmic translation initiation complex; translational initiation. The record is from RefSeq and is a predicted model, not a curated record. The coding region runs from base 100 to 1041 and encodes 313 amino acids. The transcript has 4 exons. NCBI's taxonomy places the organism in Eukaryota, Fungi, Ascomycota, Eurotiomycetes, Eurotiales, Trichocomaceae. Gene Ontology annotation, molecular function: mRNA binding; translation initiation factor activity; translation initiation factor binding.
CGGCGAAAAAACGAUCCAAGCAGUCGACAAUUUUCUACGGGCUAUAUUUCAUAACCUUCCAGGACCUUCUGGUGUGGACCGACUCGAGCGUGGAAACUAAUGGCGGAUUCUGCCUCUGAAGACGUGUCGCUUGCCGAGCGCAAACAACGCAAGUCCGUAGCUUUCAGCGAAGGAACCACAAUCAUGGAUGCCAACGGGGAGGUUACAGAGGCGGCUCACGUCGAAAAGACUACCGCCGAAAGCCACACUGCCGACAAGGAUGUUGACGAAGUCACCGAACUCUUCAAGGGCCUGUCGAAAAAGAAGAAAACCAAGAAGCCAAAAGACGAUGCCGAAGAAGGCGACGAGGCCACCCCCACCGGCGAUGGCGAACUGGACUUGAGCGGACUGAAGAAGAAAAAGAAGAAGCCAAAGAAGGUCGACGUUGGAGACUUUGAAGCCAAGCUGGCCGAGGCGGGCGUCACAGAAGAAGGCGCAGAGCCAAGAGAAGCAGUAGGAGGUGACCAACUUCCAGAAGGCGAUCUGGAGAAGGGCACCGGUAUCUGGGCACACGACUCGACUCAGACCAUUCCAUACCAACUCCUCGUCUCACGAUUCUUCUCUCUCAUCCAAAGCCACCACCCGGACCUUCUAUCGAGCGGCUCCAAGUCCUACCGUAUCCCCCCUCCUCAGUGUCUGCGUGAAGGAAACCGUCGUACGAUUUUCGCCAACAUUGCCGAUAUCUGCAAGCGUAUGAAGCGAUCGGACGACCACGUCAUGCAGUUCUUGUUCGCCGAGUUGGGUACGAGUGGCAGUGUGGACGGUAGCCGACGACUGGUCAUCAAGGGUCGUUUCCAGCAGAAGCAGAUCGAGAACGUGUUGCGACGAUAUAUUGUUGAGUAUGUUACGUGCAAGACCUGCCGCAGCCCCGACACCGAACUCAACAAGGGAGAAAAUCGGCUGUACUUCGUUACCUGCAACUCAUGCGGAUCCCGACGAUCAGUCACAGCCAUCAAGACUGGUUUCCGUGGCCAAGUCGGCCGCCGUAAGAAGACUGGCUAAAAUUUUCUAUUCCCUGUAUUUACCACCUGCCUGUUACGCGAAUUGUUACGGCACUACCCAUAUGAUGUGGAACGAAAAACUGUAGAGAAUGAUGCAUGAUCAUGAGACUGGAUUUGAAUGUAUGCCGGCAGUGCCAGUGGGUUUUUCCUUUUAUCAAAAUGGAGAUAGGGUUGCAGAAUUAGACAUCACGCUCUGUAAUGUUAAUCUCUUUACUAGCGAUAACAUUAACAUUGACAUUAAACAAUUGGGAUGGUCUCGAGAUUUCUAAUUAUAACUAAUUAUAACCCCAAACAUGAUCCAUCCUCGCCAGUUAUUGCUGCGACUGGCACGUAACAAUAUUCUGGGUCAAGACCGCCACCAAUAGGCUCCUAUGUAGCAGUACUUGGCACUGCUUGCUGUCAUCCAAG